AUGGAUGAGGAGUACGACGUGAUCGUGCUGGGCACGGGGCUCAAGGAGUGCAUCCUCAGCGGCCUCCUCUCCGUCGACGGCCUCAAGGUGAGCUCCUACACCUCCAUCGGCCUCCUCUCCGUCGACGGCCUCAAGGAGUACAAUGGGCCUCCUUACAUAAAGAGCUUUCCAAACAGUUAUUGUAAGUUUGACCCCGUAAAACUUAAGAAACUCCGCCCAAGUUUCAAGGAGAAUGGUGGUACUGUUACAGCUGGAAAUGCUUCUAGUAUAAGUGAUGGAGCUGCUGCAUUAGUCUUGGUGAGUGGGCAGAAGGCUCAAGAGCUUGGCCUGCAAGUCCUUGCAAGGAUCAAAGGAUAUGCAGAUGCAGCUCAAGCUCCAGAGCUUUUUACAACCACUCCAGCACUUGCCAUACCAAAGGCUAUCACAAAUGCAGGAUUAGAGUCAUCUCAUAUUGAUUUUUAUGAGAUUAAUGAAGCCUUUUCGGCCGUUGCACUUGCAAAUCGGAAGCUUCUCGAGAUUCCUUCACUGCAACAUUUAGUAGCAUCAGCACUUGUUCUUGAGCUCUCAUAA
Molecule: messenger RNA, 570 nt
Organism: Panicum hallii
Lineage: Eukaryota; Viridiplantae; Streptophyta; Magnoliopsida; Poales; Poaceae
Product: probable acetyl-CoA acetyltransferase, cytosolic 2
Exons: 7
Coding region: 1-570 (189 amino acids)
Biological process (GO): fatty acid beta-oxidation; small GTPase-mediated signal transduction
Molecular function (GO): acetyl-CoA C-acetyltransferase activity; GDP-dissociation inhibitor activity
Source: RefSeq, a predicted model, not a curated record